This is a messenger RNA of Mytilinidion resinicola, 1236 nucleotides long. RefSeq lists its product as uncharacterized. The transcript is spliced from 6 exons. The coding region runs from base 1 to 1236 and encodes 411 amino acids. The record is from RefSeq and is a predicted model, not a curated record. NCBI's taxonomy places the organism in Eukaryota, Fungi, Ascomycota, Dothideomycetes, Mytilinidiales, Mytilinidiaceae.
AUGGAUCCCUUGGAUUUGGAGCAUAGGCAGACUGCUGAGCAGUUCCCCGGUCCAAUUAUACCGACGAGUUCUGGUGGUGCUUCCGUCAUAACCACUGAUGUCAUAAUGGUUGUAUUGACGGGCGUAUGGGUGGGCUUCCGUUUGUAUGCUCGGAAAAUGAAGAGAAUGCAAUUGCAAGUGGAGGAUUACUUUCUCCUCAUAGCAUUGAUUUUCUUCUACAUAAUGAUCGUUAUCAGCUUUUUGAUGGUUUAUAUGGGGGGACUUGGUCAUCAUAUUGCUUUGCUAAAUGCCUCUACAAUAACGAAUCUCCUUAAGUUCUCACUAGCUUCCCAAGUCCUCUACGCCGUCUCUUUGGGCUUGGUAAAAUGCAGCAUUUGCCUGAUGUUGGCGAGGAUAUUCUUUGUGCGCCCCUUUGUCAUCGCUGCGAGGGUGGCUAUGGGAUUCGCAGCAUCUUGGGGUUUAAUGACAUUCUUAAUUGGCAUCCUGAUCUGCCAACCCAUCGAAAUGAACUGGAACCCUGAAGUCAAAGGCGGGAAAUGCGGUAACCAAAACGCCGCCUUUGCCUCAGUCGGCAUCGUCGACCUCCUCACCGAUCUCGUCAUCCUCCUCCUACCUAUGCCAAUGGUCGCAAAGCUCCAGAUCCCGCGCGCGAACAAAAUCGGCUUAGUUUGUAUCUUCUGCACUGGAAUGCUGUACGUUGCUUCCCCCUUCUUUCCCCAAUCUGCGCUUAUUCUCAGUUUGAGAUACGAAAAUACUAAUGUGCGAUGGGGUAUUAGGACCAUGGCCAUUGGUAUUGUCCGCGUUGUAGCUGUUACCACCGUCAAUUUCAAAGACUUCUCCACCGACGCAAAAGACGCGCAUAUCUACUCGGUGGUUGAAGUGGGCAUCGCCAUCAUCGUGUCAUGCUCUCCCACCCUCCGGCCCAUAUUCGACAAGAUCUUCCGCACCAUCUCGAAUCUGUCCAGCGGGACCAAGAGCAACAUCGGAAACCAGUAUCUCUCGAAUCGCACGGGGCGGAGCACGACGGCUGAUGGGUUCAUGCAGAUGGGGGAUGAGAUUGCGUUGAAGAGUAUGGAUGGCCGCAGUCGGGACGGGAGGGUGGAAACGAGAAUCACAGCCAGCGGUACGAGUUCAGAGGAGUACUUGGGAGAAGAGAACGCCGUGAAGGGGAAUACCGACAAUCUGCCUGUAAACCCGAGAGGAAUUUUUGUGAAGACGACCGUGGAUCACCAAUAA